AUGAAAGAUAGAGAAGAUAAUGAAAGGAAACAGAGGGAAGAAAAAGAAAGGAAGGAAAAGAAAGAGAGGAAGAAGAAAGGAAGAAAAAUAAAAGAAGGCAAAAGAGGAAAAAGAAAGGAAAGAGAAAGAAAAGGAGAGCUAGAGAAAGAACGGAAGGAAACAGAAAAGAAGGGAAAAGAGGAAAAAGAAAAAGAGGAAAAAGAGGAAAAAGAUAGAAAGGAAAAAGAAAGAAAGGCGCAUGAGGAAAAAGAAGAGAAGCCCCAUAAUGCUGAGACAGGAGAAAGAGAAGAAGGAAAAAGAGGAGUUACUAAAAAGAAGGAAGCAGAGGAGAAACAAAUAAAUGACAAGAAAAUUAGAAAGGAAAAGGAAAAUCAGAAGUUAAAGAAUGAGGAAAAUGAAAGGAAGCAAAAAGAGGAGAGAGAGAGAGACAGAAAAAUCAGGAAGAAAUUAGGAGAGAAGGCGAGAAAAGGGACAAAAAUGAAAAAGAAAGAUGAAAAACUAAAAGAGUGUGAAAAGAAGGAUAAGAAUGAGAAAGACAAAGACAGUAAGAAAAAGGAGGGAAAACAGAAAGAAGAUAUGAAAAGGAAGACAGAUGAACAUAAGAAAACUGAUAAAGAUAAAAUACUUAAGAACUCGUAUAGAGAAAUCGAAAUAAAAGAGGAUGAAGAGAUGAUAGACAUUGAGAAAGUCCAGGAAAUGAAAGAAAAUAGAAGAAACAGAAAGAGAAAACUAGUAUGUGAAAAGAUUGACAAAGAAUUUGAGAAAAUGAGGGAUAUGAAUAUGAAAUUAUAA
Messenger RNA from Mercenaria mercenaria, 792 nucleotides. RefSeq lists its product as uncharacterized. The transcript is spliced from 5 exons. The record is from RefSeq and is a predicted model, not a curated record. Lineage: Eukaryota; Metazoa; Mollusca; Bivalvia; Venerida; Veneridae. The coding region runs from base 1 to 792 and encodes 263 amino acids.